UUUAAAGCAGUGGUAAACAGUGCACGCAGCUCCACCAAGUCUACAGAGUAGUUUCUGUCACGAGCUCCGCGCGGUGCUCCGGUGCGACCAGGAUGGAGCCCGAGCCGCGUGCGCGCUUCGAGCCUCCGGAAUAAAAAGUCUCGGGAUCCCGCGGGUGGAAAAACAACAUUUUAAAAAUUCUUUUAUUCUGAACUUCUAAACUUUCCGGUGGGAUUUUAUACUUCGAGCGCGCGCUGGUGGGAAAAAAAAGAAAAAGAAAAGAAUAAGAUUAAAAACAUGCCCUUCGCCAAGCGGACGGUGGAGCCGCAGCGGCUGUGCAGGAGCGCGGAUCCGGGAGAGGACGGCUCUGCGCCGCCGCUGAUGGAUGACCUGUGCGCGGUCAGUAAUGCCGCUCUGUCCCGCACCGUGCGCCAGCUGUCGGACGUGGCUCGGCACGCGGGCUCGCUAUUUCACGAGCUGGAGCGCGAGCUGGCGUCUACCGACCGGCGGCUGCGGGAUCUGCGGGAGAAAGUGCGCCGCAUGGAGAGGAGCACCGAGGAGCUGGACCCCAAACAGGAGGCAGUGCCUGUAUCGAGUUUGGAUGUUGAGGUUAAACUCAGUGAACAUUUCCAGUCUGCUUGGCAGCUGCACAGAAACGUCUUCGUCCCGUCGAGUCGGCCGCCGUGUGUCGAGGAGCUUCACCACAACGCCAAACAGAGCCUGAGAGCGCUACACCGAGAUCAGCAGCAGAGACAGGAAGUCAGUGAACGAGAGCGGAGGGUGACCCUCUUGAUAGCCCCGCCCACACCCACUUCCCCCUCCCACCACACACUCCACACGUUUGAAAGCAUCCGAUCCUCUUCCCCUACUGAAUGUUGUCACUUCUCUCGUCGGAUCAGACAGGUGGAUACCGACCCUGAUUCCGUGUCUUUAGGCCACCGAUCCAGGUUUCCUAUUCCCAACGUUCCCUCCCCGCUGGACACACAGACCAACUGGAGUGUGGCUCUUCCGUUACCUACUCCCGAGGACAGGAUGAAGAGCCAAUCUCAGGCCAUUGUGUCCUGCGUGGUGCCCAUCGAUGUCACGGGGGCCGGGUUCGACAGAGAUGCCAGUGUUCGCUGCUCGCUAGCCUACUCGCAGUCAGUGCUACAGAGGAGACGGAAGCUGAGAAGACGGAAAACUAUCACGGGCAUUCCCAGACAAGUGCAGCAAGACUUAGACUCAGACGAGUCUCCCGUGGCUAGUGAGCAGGCCGUAAUAGUGCACUCCAGACCUGAAGCUUGCCAAGAAGACCUCACGCUCACUCGUCUCAGCACCAGAGACUCUGGCUGCCAGACGGAAGACUUCCUGGUUGCUGUUGCGGCACCAUCUCGUAGACGGACCAGAGCUCAGAGGGGCCAGAGCGCGACUUUUCCGCUUUCCCAUUCCACAGGAAACAUACCGUCCCUGCCAGACAGUUCGGAUACAAUGUUUACCACCUCCAUCGGCUCCCAUUUGCGCUCGCAUAGCCUUCCUCGAGAAGGCGUCCGAUUACUCGACGAAGUCCGAAUCAACAGUGAUAAUGAUGACGGCGAAGAAGAUGGAGAUCUUUCGGCAUUCGAAGGAGAGGAAUUCCUUCCAUUACCAGGAGAGAACAUGCUAAAAGAUGAAGAGGAGAGCACUGAUGACCAGGUACAGCCAGAGAGGCAGCUAGGUAGCUUCAACCAGCAUCCUGAGAGCCCAGAGCACGUGUGGAAGCAGAGAGGUCGGUCUCGUCUGCCUUGUAAAACUGAUGAGAUCUCGUCAAGUUCUGACACAUUCAGCAGCCCUAUUCGCUCCAAUGCUGGAGUUCUGGCCAGCCAGAUGGACCACAAGGAGGACCACCAGUCUUCCAGUGGAAACUGGAGCGGCAGCAGUUCCACGUGCCCUUCGCAGACAUCAGAGACGAUUCCUCCGGCUGCCUCACCGCCACUGACACACUGUGACUCAGAGCUGUCUCUAAACACAGCUCUUAACAUCACCGAAGACUCUGCUGAGCCAUACUCUGGAGAUGGGCUGCAAGGUCUGCGAGGUCACCGAACAGGAUCAUUUGCUUCCACUGCAAUUGACAUGCUUGAUGACGCUGGAGUCAGCACACCAAGCGAAGCCGACUGGAGCUAUCCUCAACACAGGUCCUGCAACAAGGACUACAGCCCUGAAAGCUCUAGGGAAGGGGAGGGCAGCCUAGAGUGCCCCAGCUUUGUUAGUAUAGCCACAAUCGAGAGCUUAGAUAAGCCUCCCUCUGACAAGGCAGACACUAUGUCGCACUUCUCUGUGGAUGCCGAGGGCUACUAUACCUCCAUGCACUUUGACUGUGGUCUUAAAGGUAGUAAAAGCUUCACAUACAACUAUGCAUCUGUUGACCAGCAAAAGGAAGAGUACAGAGGUCCUGCAUCAAAUGGGAGACGCAGUCUUUCUCUAAGGAAGCCAAAGGUGAAGCCAUCACCACCAGAACGUUGCUCAUCGUUAAAGAAAAUUAGCAGCCAAGCUGGAUUAGCUCCUGAAACGAGUGAACCAAAGAUAUUGAAUGAGCAGAAAUUACUGAUGUCUUCCAAGGAAAGGAAUUCACCAUUGGCAUCAAGUGACCCUUCUGACCAGCCAGAGGACGAGGAGUUGGUGGAGGCCUGGGGCGGACAGAUUGCUAAUCAGAUUCCAGAUGUGGCUUUGCUUGGUUCCGCAGACAGACUGUCCUUAAAGAAUGAGGAAGCUGUCCAGUCUGUUUACGCAGACCUCUGGCUUGUGAAUGACUUGAAAUCCAACGAUAAUUACAGAUCUUUGUCAAACUCCAGCACUGCUACAGGGACAACGGUCAUCGAAUGCAUGAAGUCACAUGAGAGUUUCGAGUCGCAUUCUGGCUCAAGGGCUUCCACUCCUUUACUGCCAUCUGUGGAAGCUGAAUUUCGACUGCCCUCUCCAGAGAAGUUGCUGAAUCUAGCAUCCCCUUCCAGUGGCUAUUCAAGCCAGUCCGAGACGCCAACAUCUUCAUCUGCUUUUUUUCCAAACCCCAAUCCUUUGUCCCCUAUUGGUGGAAAGAGGAAACCAAAAGUCCCAGAAAGGAAGUCCUCCCUCACUUCAAUGCAGAAGCGCACAUCCAAAAAGGACCUUGAACUACCCAUUAUACCCCCCACCCAUCUCGACCUAAGUGCCCUUCACAAUGGCAAGAAGGCUUUAUCCCACAGAAACCACAUGCAUAUCCUUAACAAGAGCAAACACAAAGUGGCUGUGGCCACGACUGAAAGUGUUGAACCUGGCAGCAACAGUCCUUUGGAAAUCACCCCCAUGAUGCUUCAUUCUGUCCAGCUACGUUCAGUAAGCAAAUCUGGUGAAGAAAACCAUGAUCCGCCUUGCACAGAUGCUUCCACUAGACCCAAGAGACCCACUGUAAGCAACCUCAACGAGACCAGGAAGCCUCCACCUUAUAGAUCUCUCACCAAUGAAUCCCUCUCUCAAGAUAACUGUGAAUCCAUGUUUACUCCUACAGAUGGACCAGAGUUUGGAAGUCUCCCCAGGAUUUCCUUUACGAAAAACAGAUUUGACAGGAUAGCCCCGUCACCUCUUUGGAGCACGACUGCUUUCAGCACAACUUCCGAGCAAGUGAGGCUAGAUGACAUGACGGCAGACGUAUCAGAGAGUCAAAAGGUUCCUGCUGAACCAGAGGGACUCUUCCCUCAGAGCAGUAUGGAAACGGAGAAGGACCAGGAAGCGAGGCUUGGGCCAACAGACGAAAACCCGAAAACAGAAUCGCCAUCUGGUCAUGAUGGUACACUCUGUACGAGAUCAGAGAAAUUUGAACAAGUGCCUGAUUUAAUCCUUCACUCGUCGCUGGAAUCAUCAGAAAUGGAUCCAAUUAGCGAUGCCAGCAAUCACAGAGAGGAAUCACUAUCAUCAGGUGGUCCAACCAGAAGUGCCUCACAAGAGACCAUGGGGGAAGUAUCUACACCUGAUACAGAGGAUUACUUCAGCAAAGAAUCCACACCUAGCGAACCGGUAGUAUCCCCUUUGACGGAUGAAUCAAUGACUGAGGAUGACAGCGUUUUCCUUUCCCCUACCAAUGCUCGUACAACUGAGGAUCUCUUCGCCAUGAUUCACAGAUCAAAAAGGAAAGUCCUUGGCCGAAAGGACUCGAAAGGAGACACGGCCGUUCGGAGUUCCUUGGGUGCUACUUUUGCCUCACCUGCCACCUCCCCAAGCACUCCUGUUACACCAACAUGUUCCCAACGAGCACCAAGCCAAAUAUACAGGAGUGUCAAAAAGUCCAACACCUCCAACGAGGAAUUCAAACAGCUUCUUCUUAAAAGGGGAAGUCGCUCUGAUUCGAGCUUUCGUAUAUCGGCUACCGAGAUCCUGAAAAGUCCCGUCGCAUCGAGAACUUUCUGCGACCCCCUCUCGGAAGGUGCAAAGCAUCCUGAAGGCUUUCCUUCGCCAUUCCAGCCUCAGUCUCCAGAGAAAACACCUGAGGUUCUUCAUAGCCCCUACCCGAAAGCCAAUGUUGAGGGGUUCUCCACAAAAGUUUUUAGUUCUUCCAGACAAGGUCGUUCAAGGUUACCACCAGCUGCAAACAGCAGUCGUUACAGCACACGUAGCCGGCUAUACACGACACCCAUGCAGGCGAUUUCUGAAGGGGAAACGGAAAACUCAGAUGGAAGUCCACAUGAUGACCGUUCCUCUUAAACGAAGAAUGCACCUUUACCAGGUGUUUAUAAAAAAGAAAACACAAAAUCAAAACUACUAAAGCUGGUUGUUGUUGUUGUUGUUAAAUUGAUUGAAGCGAUUUUAAACCUGUGCUGAGUUACUGCCCUUUUGUAGCCCAGAGGAAAAAAAAAAUGUUUACAACUUAUGAAAUUGACUAGGUAUAUGCAGCACCGUUUGCUAUACCAUUAGCAUUAUGCGGAGAAGCUAAUUUUAAAAAUGUUCUUAUUGAAUUUUAUAUGGGCAUUAACUGUGAAAUGAUAGAGAAACGUAGGACAAUCAGAUAGUGGCCUUUUACACUGUUGUAGCAAUGAGUUGAUUAGCCAGAGUCGACGUGUCAGAACAUCGAUCUGGCUUUAGCUAGAAAUGACCCUUAUUUGGCAAAAACAUUUCGCAGGUUUAUUCCUGCUACCCAUUUGCACUUCUUUGACAUUGUAAUUUUAAAUAAAUAAAUAUGCAAAUAUCUUAAGUAAUGAUACAAGAUUAAUCCCAUCAAAAAAGUUGAUCUCUACUUAUAAUGUAGAUCUCUGACAUAAUUGGUACCUGUACCUCGGCCAAUAUCACAAAAAUUCUGGGUAGAUUGUUUAGAUGUGUGUUCCUAUGAGUGUGUUUAUCAUGUUAAGUUCCGUGUAAGCAAUACACCAUUUCUAACGUUGAAACAAACGCGUGCUUAUAAACAAAAUGGCUUCGAAAAGUGGUCCGAAUAUAUUAAACCCACAAACAUGUGCUUCUUAGAAAUUUUUCAGAAUGUCUUCAGAGCUUAACAGAUGCAUUAUGCCGUAUUAAGUUGACUCGUUUUUGCAAAUUCUUUGAUGAUGCGUAUGCCAGGAUCUUUAAUCGGUUCAUCACUAAGAAUUAAUCUUUGGCCCUCAGGGAACGGAAGUGAAAAGAAAAGCAAACUGAGGUGUAAAAAGGUUUAAAUGAAGUGCAGAGGGUUUUGGUUUAAGUCAGGCUUUAAAGGAUUGUGCUGAGAUUUGUGGUGUGUGUCUGAAAACACAGGCGUCUGUAAUGGAAGAGUGACUUGAGACGGGAAGGAAGAACGAUUUAGACGUAGCUAGAGAUAAUUAAAAAAAAGAAGAAGAAAAAGCUAGAACCAAGACGUACAGAUCAAGAAGUGAUGUCGUGUGUGUGAGAGAAAGAGCAAGUCUUUUAGAGUAGGUUUUUUCUUUUUUUUUUUUUAGAAACUUUUAGACAGUUUAUAGAAACGUGAUUACUAAGAUUUGAGGUUUUGUUAACGAGAGGCCUGAAGAGCAACUCUGAAGCAUUCGCUAAAUUUUAUUUUAUUUUUUCAUAAACAAAACUGAUGACUUAUCUCCAUCCUUUAUUUUCGGUACUAAUCCUUCGAAAAGAUCCCAGUGUGUGAAGCGUUUAAGACGUUAGAUUGAAGACGUUUUACUGAUGAAUUUGUCUUAACAUUUACGCCCUUUUUGUCAUCAGAUGAUUUAAGCUCUGCUGAAAAAAACGACACUGGUCUGAAAGACACCUUGAACCACUUUAAUGUCAUAACGAUAAGCUAACAUGUCCUAUUAGCUGCCAAACCCUGAUGGUUGGAGCACUGAAAAGUCCAAAAUAUCUCAUUUUCCCAAGUUACCUGAUGCUCUGUUUUCAUCAUUGUGUUUUUAGCUUAUAAAGUUAAAGCGGAACACGACGUCGUAAACGACUCCCUGUGUAAAAGCUAUUACGCCACAGCGCAGCUGAAUUCUGGAUUCUGAUUGGUCAGGUGUUGAUUAACUGCAAAUCACAGGUGUAUAUUAAUGCACUAGUUCUAGUUCUGAACAGACAACUUAAAAAAACAUUCAUACGGUGACGUUUUCUGUAAGGAGACGUUUGUGUAACAUGUAAGGAAGGAGUCUCCAGUGUCAGCGCUUUGUAACAGGACGUUUAGCGGUAACAUGAAAACCUGCGUAUUUUUAACUUUUUUUUUUUUUUUAGAAAAAAGUCAUCCUGGUGAGGGGACGAUUAUUUCUAGCUGCUAUGGUUUCACGGACAUUAAGUGUAACUAGAAACAGAUAAAAGUACAAAAGCCUUAAUUAAGACCCUAUAUAUCCAGUAGGGAGCUGUUUAGGAUUCUGUGUUGUUUCCACAACGCUUUAGCUGUGUAAAGUGAAACGCUGGAAGUUUGCUAAAUCUAAUAACAAAGCUAAUAAUUACGCCACGAGACACGAUUUCAUCGUCGGAUUACACCGAGAGUGCAAAAACGCAGAGGAAAACAUUCAUUCCAACAUCCGAAACUGUGUUAUUGCACUGAUACAGAUAUGAAGUUUUGUCUUUUGCUGUAGUAAAACUAUUUAUACUGAAAAUAAUUAAUAAAUAGAUCAUCUGAGUUUAUAAACCGAGCUUCCUUGAAAGGCUGCGACACUCAGACGAGUCGUAACAGUGCACGUAACACACAUUUCUGUAGACGAGAACACCAGCACUCGCACGGCGUUAAUUCUGAUAGUGUGUGUGUAUGUGUGUAUGUGUGUGUGUGUGUGUGUGUGUGUGUGUGUUUUGGUACGAGCCACGCCUCACUCUGACCGAAAGCUUUGAACAACCAGUAAGCAUCACUUUUGUAAGUUUUGUACAGAUUUGUGUAUAUAUGAGACUUUUUUUUUCUUCCAAAUAUUACUUUUUGUAAAAAACAAAAAAAAAAGAUUGUUUUCAGAGUUUACAUGAAUUCCAAGCUUUUGUAGAUUUUGUAUUUUUUUUGGAGCUGUUUUGAGUCUUGUAUUUAUUUUUAGGAAACUUCGUGGAAAUUAUGCCCUUAAGCUGUGCAGCAGUGUGAUGAGCUGCUGUGAGUGUGUGUGUGUGAGUGUGUGUGUGAGUGUGUGUACAGAGAACACCAAUAAAUGUGACUGCUUCAAACAA
This is a messenger RNA of Ictalurus furcatus (blue catfish), 7533 nucleotides long. RefSeq names its product Nance-Horan syndrome a (congenital cataracts and dental anomalies) (gene nhsa). The record is from RefSeq and is a predicted model, not a curated record. The coding region runs from base 277 to 4668 and encodes 1463 amino acids. Gene Ontology annotation, biological process: cell differentiation; lens development in camera-type eye. NCBI's taxonomy places the organism in Eukaryota, Metazoa, Chordata, Actinopteri, Siluriformes, Ictaluridae. The transcript has 9 exons.